Ceratina calcarata is the source of this 2500-nucleotide messenger RNA. RefSeq names its product peroxisomal biogenesis factor 6 (gene Pex6). The record is from RefSeq and is a predicted model, not a curated record. Bases 57 to 2081 code for a protein of 674 amino acids. The transcript has 6 exons. Gene Ontology annotation, biological process: protein import into peroxisome matrix. Lineage: Eukaryota; Metazoa; Arthropoda; Insecta; Hymenoptera; Apidae. Gene Ontology annotation, cellular component: cytosol; peroxisomal membrane. Gene Ontology annotation, molecular function: ATP binding; ATP hydrolysis activity.
UACUGGCUGUACCUUUAAGUAAUACUGAUUCAGAUGAUAUAUUUAUAUCAGAAACAAUGAUUUAUAAUAUAGAAAAUUCAUUACAAUGCACUACUGAGAAAUGUUUCUUAUUAUCAAUGAAAGAUAAUGAUAGUUUUGCCAAGGAAGCUAAAAUUUCUAUGAUUUCUGUACCAUAUGAGAUCUCAGACAAUUUAAUAAAUGCUCUAUUAGAGAGUUAUUUCUCUGAACCAAAAUUUUUGAGAAGGAAUGAUUUAUUUGGUAUUGAUAUAAGAGAACAAAUAUUGGAUCAAAUGUAUUUACAUAACAAUCCUACAACAUCUGUAAUAUAUUUUAAAGUCAAUUCUAUUACAAUGAGUAGUAAUGAAAAUGAUGGCUCUACUAACAGUGCUUAUAUUUUACGUGGAGAAACAACACUUAUACAAGAGCCAAAUGUACAUAGUUAUCUACCUCCAAGACAUUUUUAUUCUGAUCAAUCCAAAGAAAUGAAGUUAUAUCCAGCGUGUUUGGAAGUACUUUUAGAACAUUUAGAACAUUGUAUUUCGCCAUUUAUUAAACGUGAUGUCCAAUUACCCUUAAAGCCGAUAUUCCUUAUCAAGGGUGCACAAGGUUCAAAUAAAAGUACAUUAAUUCAAAUCUUGGUUGAGAGGAUGGGCUUACAUUUUCUUAAUGCAGACUUUGCUGAAGUUCAAGCCUUAACAUCGGCACAGACAGAGGCCAAACUGCGUAUUGUAUUGCACAACGCCGAACAGUCGGUGCCAUGUAUGCUUUGCCUAAACAAUAUAGAGGUGUUUGGAAAAAAUUCUGAAGGUCAGAAGGACGAAAGAAUCAUAUCGACUUUCUUGAACGAAAUAAAUUCAUUGUAUGAGAAGAAAUUGAAAUAUCCAAUUGUUAUAGUAGCCACGACAAGCGAGUCUGAUAUACCUGCUGAAUUAAACAGAAUUUUUAUCGAAACCAUUCACGUGGAGAAUCUAGAUCAAAAAGAAAGAACGGAUUUAAUCUCAUGGUUUCUCGCACGAAGAAAUCUCGAUUAUCAAGCAAAUCUAUUAAAAAUUUCCGGUAUAUGUUCAGAUUUCAGAUACUCAGAUUUAUCAGCGUUAAUAUUGCACGCCGUGAAAUUCCAUUGUAAAAAUAAUGCUAUGAAUUCGAAAUCUUUAAUUCUUACGCAGGACGAUUUUGACAAAGCUUACGAAUACAUGCAAUCGAUAUAUACAGAUUGCAAAGGUGCACCGCGCGUACCAAAAGUUUAUUGGGAAGACAUAGGUGGUCUUGCGAAUUUAAAACAUGAGAUAAUGCGUCGAAUUCAGUUACCUCUGAUGAACGCGCUGGGUUUCGGACAGUCUGGACUUCUUUUGUACGGUCCACCUGGGACUGGAAAGACGCUUCUAGCUAAAGCCGUAGCAACAGAAUAUCAACUUCAUUUUCUAUCCGUCAAGGGUCCAGAAGUAUUAAAUAUGUAUGUCGGUCAAAGUGAAAAGAACGUCAGACAAGUUUUUGAGCGAGCGAGGGACGCAGCUCCGUGCAUAAUAUUUUUCGAUGAACUGGACUCGUUGGCCCCCAAACGUGGACGAAGCGGUGACAGUGGUGGCGUAAUGGACCGUGUAGUAUCUCAACUGCUUGCCGAGAUGGAUGGUCUUGAUUGCUCUAGCAACAUUUUCAUUAUAGGGGCUACAAACAGGCCAGAUCUCAUAGACCCCGCUCUCCUCAGACCUGGUAGAUUCGAUAAAUUAUUAUAUGUAGGCAUUCAUUCCGAUCGAGAUUCAAAACACAAUGUCUUGAAAGCGUUGACGCGUAAAUUUAAGUUCCGUGAGGGUGGAGAUGAAUUGGAAAUGCUUAUAGAUCAAUUACCCAUUCAUACAACCGGUGCCGAUUUGUAUUCCGUUUGCUCGAAUGCAUGGUUGAACGCUGCGCGUAAGAUCUUAGAAUGUUGUCAAGAUAGUUCCGAAGAAAUUAAACUGAACGAGUCUAUUGUGGUAGAGUUUGAGGAUUUUUUAAAGGCUGCGCGCGAUUUAGUCCCUUCGGUCAGUAAAGAAGAGGCGGAAAGAUAUAAAAGAAUGCAAACAGAAUUAUCAUCAGUAUCGUAAUAUGCUUUUCGUGAGAAGCAUAUUAAGUCAAAUAUCUUUCAAUCAUAUAAACGAGGUAUCGUUUUAUUUCGGAAAAAUAUUGUAAGACAAUUUUUACAAUGAAUAGUUAAAUCAAGAGUAUCUACAAUCUAUCCUAGAUAUUGCACCAAACGGUUAAAUCUUACAUGCUAGUGCGAUGAAGGACACAGCAAAGUGCCAAACCGUUUUUAUUUUCUUUCUUUCGGGGACACGGUUUUCGAAACGGUUCCCCGUCUUCAUUAUACGUUACAAUGUUGUAUCAAUUUAAAAUGCAAUGUAGAAAAAUGUAAUAACUGGAUCAAAUAUGAGAUUUUCUACGAUCUUCCUUACGGAUAUAGUAACUUGGUUUGAAUGAUUAAAUGCAAGUUGAUGAUGAAUCAAAUAAACGUGUAUUUUUUUAA